UUAAUUUUGUGUUACAAUUUGUUUCAACAUCGACAGUUAAAUCUACCAUUUUGUAUUUUAAUUUGGUUUAGUUUGAUUCAUAGUUGUGUUUUUUCUUUCACCUUUUCACUUUUUCAGUGUUUUAGUUUUUGUUUUAGUGUUUUUUAUCAAAUAUAAAAUUGUGAGCCGAAUAUUUUUUAAGAAUUUUACGAUCUUUUUACUUAGUACGGUUGCAAAUUGUUAGACGAUUUCAAAGCAAAAUGGAUGUUAAAAGUUUGACUUCAAGUGGAGAUCGACCUCCUCUUACUAGUAAAUCUACUACUGAAAAUAAACGUUUAUCGGUUGAAAGGAUUUAUCAGAAAAAAUCGCAAUUGGAACAUAUUUUACUUCGCCCUGAUACGUACAUUGGUUCAGUUGAACCAGUUACUCAACAAAUGUGGGUCUUUGAUGAUGAAAAAAAUGAAAUGAUUCUUAAGGAUAUCACGUAUGUUCCAGGUUUGUACAAAAUUUUUGAUGAAAUUUUGGUCAAUGCGGCUGAUAACAAACAAAGAGAUAAAUCAAUGAACAUGAUUAAAAUCGAUAUUGACCCAUCGGAGAAUAUGAUUCGUAUCUGGAACAAUGGUGCUGGUAUUCCGGUUGCUUUUCAUAAAAGUGAACAAAUGUAUGUUCCUUCUCUCAUUUUUGGUCAUCUCUUAACUUCAUCCAACUUUAAUGAUUCUGAGAAAAAAGUUACCGGUGGUCGUAAUGGUUAUGGUGCUAAACUUUGUAACGUAUUUUCAACAAAGUUUAUUCUUGAAACUUCUUCCAAAGCUGAUGGUAAAUCAUUCAAGCAAACAUGGACCGACAAUAUGACUAAUGCUAAUGAGGCUAAAAUUAAAGAUGCUGCAUCAAGAGAUUUUACCUCCGUUACCUUCUAUCCAGAUUUGAAAAAGUUUAAAAUGACAAAACUUGAUUCCGAUAUUGUCUCACUUUUCAAAAGGCGAGCCUACGAUGUUGCUGGGUCUUCAAAAGGCGUUAAAGUUGUUCUUAAUGGAACCGAACUUCCAGUUAAAAAUUUUAAAGAUUAUGUCAACCAAUAUCUUAGAGGUAAGGUUGAUGAGCAAGGUGGUCCACUUCAAUGUGCUUACGAGGAUGUAAGUGAUCGAUGGCAAAUUGCUGUUGCAUCAAGCGAUAAAGGCUUCCAACAAGUCAGCUUCGUGAAUAGUAUUGCUACAACUAAAGGUGGUCGUCAUGUUGACCAUGUUAGCGAUCUAAUUUUAUCGAAAGUAUCCGAAGUAAUCAAGAAAAAGAACAAAGGUGGUAUCCAAGUUAAGCCUCAUCAACUUAAACAUCAACUUUGGGUAUUCAUUAACUGUCUUGUUGAAAAUCCAACCUUUGAUUCUCAAACUAAAGAGAACAUGACCCUUCAGGUGAAAAGUUUUGGAUCUAAGUGUGAACCAUCUGAAAAGUUUUUCAAUUCUGUUUUAAAAGUUGGUAUCGUUGAGAAUAUUCUAUCAUGGGUUAAAUUCAAAGCUCAAGAACAGCUUAAUAAACAAGGUGUUAAAUCCAAGCACACUCGCGUUCAUGUUCCCAAACUGGAAGAUGCUAAUCUUGCUGGUGGACCAAGAUCUAUCGAGUGUACUCUUAUUCUAACCGAAGGAGACUCAGCCAAAUCGUUGGUUGUUGCAGGUCUUGGUGUUAUUGGUCGAGACAAGUACGGCGUUUUCCCAUUGAGAGGUAAAUUGUUGAACGUUCGUGAGGCUGCUCACACCCAAAUCAUGAAGAAUGAGGAAAUUCAAAAUCUGAUUAAAAUUGUUGGCUUGGAUUAUCGAAAAAAGUACGAAAGAGAAGAAGAUUUGCGUAGUCUUCGUUAUGGUAAAAUUAUGAUAAUGACUGAUCAGGAUCACGAUGGUUCUCAUAUCAAAGGUCUCCUAAUCAACUUCGUUCAUCACAAUUGGCCGAAUCUAUUAAAAUUGCCUUUCUUGGAAGAGUUUAUCACACCCAUUUGUAAAGCCACCAAAGGGAGUAAAGUUGUAUCUUUCUACUCCCUUCCCGAAUUCGAGGAAUGGAAAAACGAAACUCCAGAUAAUAAAAAUUGGAAGAUAAAAUACUACAAAGGUUUGGGUACAAGUACUUCUAAUGAAGCUAAGGAGUACUUUUCUGACCUAACUCGUCACAGAAUUCGAUUCAAAUAUGAAAGUAAUCAAGAUGAUCAAGCGGUUGUUCUUGCUUUUAGUAAGAAAAUGAUUGAACAGCGAAAAGAAUGGUUAACAAAAGCUAUGCAAGAAAGAAAAUCAAGACGUGAAGAAGGUCUUGGAGAAAUUUAUCUCUAUCAAAAAGAUACCAAGGUUGUAACUUACAGAGAUUUCAUCGACAAAGAACUUGUACUUUUCAGCAAUGUUGAUAACGAACGUUCUAUUCCAUCGAUUAUGGAUGGUCUUAAACCUGGUCAACGUAAGGUUAUGUUCACUUGUUUCAAACGUAACAUGAAGAAUGAAACUAAAGUUGCCCAAUUAGCUGGUACCGUUGGAUCCGAAUCAGCUUAUCAUCACGGUGAAGUUUCAUUAAUGUCAACCAUUGUUGGCCUUGCUCACGAUUUCGUUGGAAGUAACAACAUUAAUCUUUUACUUCCUCUUGGUCAAUUUGGUACCCGAUUACAAGGUGGUAAAGAUGCUGCCAGUGCUCGUUAUAUCUUCACCAAAUUGAGUCCUUUGGCCAGAAAAAUCUUCUCUAAAAUGGAUGAUCCACUCCUUAAUUAUCUUUACGAUGACAAUCAACGAGUCGAACCUGAAUGGUAUGCACCUAUUCUCCCGAUGGUAUUGGUUAACGGUGCCGAUGGUAUUGGAACUGGAUGGAGUACUAAGAUUCCCAAUUAUAAUCCAAGAGAUAUCGUUGCUAAUUUGAGACGCUUGAUAGCUGGUGAAGAAAUAGUUCAAAUGAAACCAUGGUUUAAAGGUUAUAAAGGUGUCAUCGAGAAAAUUGACUCACAACGAUAUGUCACCAUGGGCGAAGUUUCAAUAAUUGGUGACGGAAAGAUCGAAAUCACUGAGCUUCCAAUUCGUGUUUGGGUUCAAGCUUACAAAGAAAACAUUCUUGAUCCAUUCCUUCAUGGAAAUGAAAAACAACCUACUUUUAUCAACGAUUACAAAGAAUAUCAUACUGAUACCACUGUUCGAUUCGUUGUAACCAUGAGUCCCCAAAAUCUUGCUGAAGCCGAGAAACAGGGUCUUCAUAAAGUUUUUAAACUUCAAACAACCUUUACAACUACAUCAAUGGUUGCAUUCGAUCACAAUGGAUGCAUCAGAAGGUAUGACACACCGGAAGAGAUUUUAAUGGAAUUUUAUGGAGUUCGUCUUGAUUUCUAUAUCAAGAGAAAAGCUUAUCUUGAAGGUAUGCUUCAAGCUGAAGCGUUGAAAUUGGAAAAUCAAGCUCGUUUUAUCAUGGAGAAGAAUUCCGGGCAACUCAAAAUGGAGGGUGUUGGUGCUAAAGCCAUGAUCAAGACAUUCAUUGAGCGAGGGUAUGACUCAGAUCCAGUCAAAGCUUGGCAAAAGAAAAACAAAUUCGAUACUCCAGAAGAGCAGCAAGACGAAGAUGAAGAGAAUACCAGUCAAACUGAAAAACAAGAUACUUCAGGUCCAGAUUAUGAUUAUUUGCUCGACAUGGCAAUGAGAUCCAUGUUGAAAGAAAAGGCUGAUAAUCUACUCAAGACUCGUGACGCUAAAAGAGCUGAAUACAUUGAAUUGAGAGAUACAACAGUUCAACAAAUUUGGCUUAGAGAUCUUGACGAAUUCAGUCAAGAGUUGGACACCGUUGAAAGGGAACAGGCAGAAGCUGCUGAGAAGGCUCUCAAGCCUCGAGGGGGAGAUGGUGGUAAACUCAAGUUAAAAAAAUCAAGUAAAAACGAUAUCGACACCAAACCAUCCGAAUUUGGAAGAAGAAUUGUACCUCUAAUUGAUCCGGCCUUUGCGAAACAAGCUGCAGCCGCAGAGAAACGGGGGAAGAAAAUGGUAAAAGAGGAAGAUCCUGAUGCGACAGAGAUCCUCGAUGAUAUUCCAGAUUUAAGUGACAAUGAAAGUGAUGAAGAUAUUCCUUUGUCACAGAGAUUAGCUGGUAUCAAGAGUAGCAAAACUACUACUGGUGCCACAAAAUCUAAAGCAGCACCUAAAGCAAAAGAGCCCAAAACUACUAAAGCAACUGCUCGAGGUAAAUCAUCAGCAGACAAACUCAAGCAAACAACAUUACCAUUCAAAGCUAUAAGUAGAAAGUCUGACGAGGAUUCCGAAAAAGAUACGUUCGAUAUUGAUAACAUUGGUGAAGAAGAUAGCGAUGAACCAAUAGUCAAACCACCCACUCUCAAGUCAAAAGCGGCUUCGAGUAAACCAACAACUGCCGCCACCAAGAAAACAACUGCUAAAUCCGCUGCUCCUAAAGCCACCACCUCUAAAGCUGCUAAAGCUACAACUAAAUCCAAAAAGCGAAAAUCAUGGGACUCGAACGAUUCAAGUUCCGAUGAAGAUGAUGUCAUUCUUGAUUCUUCUUCAAGCUUAUUACUUGACGAAGAAGACAUAACACCAGUAGAACCAAAAUCUAAAAGAGUUCGUAAAGUUAUCAAAUAUCGAAUUGAAGAAAGUGAAAGCGACGAUUCAAUAAUGGAAAGAAUUUAAUUCCACUUGCUGGCUAGUUGAUUGGACGCAGGCACAAUUAUUUGCUUAGAGUCAAACGUUCGAGUCUGAGUUCAGUCGUUUAAUUGGAAGGUAUUGAAUAUCCUCUGGUGAAGGUUCCAAGCUAUGACUUCUUAGAAGCGGUUUAAAGUCUCUACAUUGGUUAGACUAUUGAUCGUCCAUGAGUAAAUAUUUCAUCAUUCAUCAAAUUUUAACUAUUAUGUACAAAUUUUUAAUCAAAUUUCAUCAUUAACCAUCGAAACAUCUUUUACUCUUUCAUUCUACAUUUUUUUUAUCAAACUGUCAUUUAUUUUUUAUCAAUAUCAUUUUCGAAAAAAAACUAUAGUCACAUUUGAUUUUCAUUAAUCAUCUCCAAUUAAACCUCUAACAUCAAAA
Panonychus citri (citrus red mite) is the source of this 5015-nucleotide messenger RNA. RefSeq names its product DNA topoisomerase 2-alpha-like (gene Top2). The record is from RefSeq and is a predicted model, not a curated record. The coding region runs from base 240 to 4622 and encodes 1460 amino acids. Gene Ontology annotation, biological process: DNA topological change; sister chromatid segregation; resolution of meiotic recombination intermediates. Gene Ontology annotation, molecular function: ATP binding; DNA binding; DNA topoisomerase type II (double strand cut, ATP-hydrolyzing) activity. NCBI's taxonomy places the organism in Eukaryota, Metazoa, Arthropoda, Arachnida, Trombidiformes, Tetranychidae. The transcript has a single exon. Gene Ontology annotation, cellular component: nucleus.